CUUCAAUCCCCCUCCAAACUCUCCACCCCUUUCUACUUGCCCAACUGAAAUCUACUUCAACUUCCCCUCUCUUCUUACGACACAAGCACUGAAUACUUGCAGUCAGUCUUCCUGCUUUCGUUCCUGUGAAUCUAAGAGGAACCAUCGGAAAGUCACCCUUGCGAGGCAGCAAGGCAGCUGUUAUCAUCCCUACCAAUCCCCUUCCCCAGGGCCAUGCUGCUGCUGGUUUGAUCGCAACACCGGUCUAUUCCCACCCAUGAUCUCUGCCACUCAUUCCCGACCACUACAAUACUUUCUCUGAGCACUCUUAGGACAUAAAGGAGUUACUGGCCGACCGCACGAAACGACACCGCCUUUCCUUCCCAUGUCGACAGCAUCGACCCAGUCCCGAGGGCUCAAUCGGCGGAUCAACAGCAUUCAAAAUGAAGCUCGCCAUUCGCGCACGCCCUCGGGGUCUCGCAGACGUCCCGUAAACUCCACCACUGCUUACACCUAUGCGCUGCGGGUCGCCUACUUAGCCUAUCUUCUCCAACCACGAUUGCGUCGAGUUCAGACUGCACCGGUCCCGCAGCGGCCCAAGAGAGCGUCAACCUCCUUUCACGAUUUGAUGAGCGAUUUUUCGCUCGUCCGAGAUUCGAAGAGUACUCGGAUUCCCCACGGCUUCAUAUCAGAGCUGGAAAAGAGGCUGACUGGGGUCCUGAUUGGAAAAGAGAAGCGGAAAGAGUACCAAGAUCCGCUGGUCGUGAGGACCUUUGCUGCUUUUCUCAACACCCUCAAGGACCAGUCGUUCAAGAAGCGCAUGGAGAAGGACCGGCGGGCUGAAGACCUCGUUCUCAUCUUCUAUUCGAAUGCGACCAAGGAACUGAGCAAGGGAAAGGAACCCGACGAUGAUCACUGGAGACUCAUGGUGGACAGACACGUGGCUCUUUUUGUCCGUUUGUUUGCACUUAUUCUAAAAGAUCACGACUGGGCUAAAGAACGGCCCGAACUGGCAAAUCGCCUGUCGGUUCUAGAGAACAAACUGCUGUCUCAGGAUCAGGAUCUUGUGCAAACAAAUGGCCCCUCCAGCGUAGAAGUUAUAGCCCCGUUAAGCUACGAUAUCAAGGACAUGCCCCUCGUGCAGCACGUUGCAAGCAUCUUUGAUGUGAACCUGAGCCAGGUUCAAGCCGAUAUCAAUAAUAAUCGAGGAGUCUGGACGGGUCAAGCCGCCCUGCGAGAUUUGAAGACCUACCAGGCUCAUUUAACCCUGAAAACUCGAAAGACAUUGUCCCGGGAAGACUUUGACAAUGAGGAAGCAUAUGAAGUGUGGAAGAAGAAUGAAGGUCCUGAUCUAUCCCAGAUGAUGCUUGCGAUUGUGCAAUCGAACCCUGAACUAGCCAAGAGCACUCCAGGAGGUGCCCUUCCACAGUUCAAUCCGAGUGCGACGGAUCAAGAUCUAGCUGGAGAAUUUUCGAGAACAAACUCUGAGCGGCCAUCAUCAUACGUUAUAGAUCAGCCUGUGGAUCUCAGCUCAUUAUCCCUCGCUGAUGAUGGCAUGUACGGGAGUGACGAAUCUGAUACAUAUACCUACAUACCGCAGGACCCCCGGUCAAUGUACCGGUAUAUACUAGCCCAAACCCUUGGUCACGACUUGAAAGACCGUGAACUUGAGGCUGCCCAGGCUACAUCCGAGGCUCCCCUUGUGAAGCUAUUGUCAAAGCAGUCGACCGAACUCCUGAAUGAGAUAUGUCUUCGCUGGCGAAUUCCUGCAUUUUCAAGGAUAGUCCUCUUUCUGGAUGUCGUGCGGUCUAAAUUUGUCGAUAAUGAAAUCGACCUUGACACCCUCGACUCGGCAUUUUCAUUUGUUAAGGAAGCACCGAACUCCGAUGGCAGGAAGCGCAGUAGCUUCGUGGCUUCGGCUUUGUUUGACCGUACGAAAUGGACCAUUCAUGAUCUUCUAUUGAUGCAACAGAUACUGUCCUCCCUUCACGAGGCGCUCCUCAGAGAACUCUAUGAUGUUAUGAUGGACUGUUACGAAACUAAACCACGUCCAAUCGGUCCGGUCAUGUACAUACUGGAGAAUCACAUUCAGUUGGACCCUAACUAUACCGAGGAUUUGGAAGAUAUCGAUCGUUUCCGCUCGUACGUGCAGGACGGACUGGCGCAGAAAGCCGCUGAGAAAUACCAAGAACUUUUGGGCCAGCUCAUUCCGGUGCAGCCAGAAGAGUGGGAAGUAGACCAUGUGAUCCAGUUGUGUGAUGCCAUCACCAAACUUGCGCAGAAAAUUCGAAAGCGUUAUCGCAACAAUCCAGAAAUCAUGGGGGUCAAUCCUUAUCUGAUUCUACUCUCAAACGUCCUUCCGAUCUUCUCGGAAGAUGCUCACGAGAUGGUGGCUCGGAUAAUAGAAUUGGAGAAGGUGCGAGGGGAAGAAACUGACAUACAAGAUGGAUUCGAUCUCUACCGUCGACUGGCAGGUAUCCGUCGUCUCUUUACCGAGGCAAUGCCAGACACAUCAUUUCCAUUCCAUGUGGAAGGCCUGAUGGAGAACUUUGUCUGGCGAUGGAUCCGCCUGACAGACCAGAAGGUCAUGGAUUGGGUUGAGCAAGCAGUGAAACAGGAUGCUUUCCACGUCCGAGCUGAUGGCUCAGCCGAGGAGAUUCCCGAGGAUUACAGACACAGUGUGUCCGUCAUCGAUAUUUUCCGAUCAUUUAACCAAGUAGUGGAACAGAUGAUACAGCUGGAAUGGGACGAUGACUUGCAGUAUGCAAAAUUCAUGACGGCUCUCUCCAAGUCUAUUGGCAGCGGUGUCGCGAGAUACUGCGAAUCAUUGGAGCAGAUGUUCGCUAAGGAGAUGGAUCGUCUUUCUCCGGAUCAGGAAGCGGCCAUUAACCAAACGGCUCAGGAGAAGUUGAUGCAGAUUGCUAAAGAGGCAUGGACAAGUAAAGAGAAAAUCGAACCUUUCCAGUUCUUUCCUGAGUCUUUGGUUAAACUCAACAACGUUGAAUAUGCACUUUCACAGCUUGAUAAGCUCGAGCAGGAAAUCAACGUGGACGGUUGUGCAGAGGUUAUAGCAAGACAUGCGGCACCGCAGUUGCAAAAAAUACGCAAGUCUACGACCUAUGUCUUUACUAUCAAGGUCGUGGAAGCCGAAGAUUUAAAGGCCUGCGACAUGAAUGGAGGAAGUGAUCCUUAUGUGGUUCUGGCUGAUGAAUAUCAGAAGCGCAUUGCAAAGACUCGCAUCAUCUAUAACAACCUCAACCCACGGUGGGACGAUGCCGUCGACAUUACCACACAGGGUCCUCUGAACAUCAUCGCCACUAUCUGGGACUGGGACGCGGUGGGCGAUCACGACUAUGUCGGUCGCACAUCGAUCAAGCUUGAUCCUGUGCACUUCAGUGACUUUCUCCCGAGAGAAUACUGGCUGGAUCUAGAUACUCAGGGCAGAUUGUUACUUCGUGUGAGUAUGGAAGGAGAGCGUGAUGACAUUCAGUUCUACUUUGGCAAAGCCUUCCGAACGUUAAAGCGGACGGAGAGAGACAUGACACGCAAGAUCACGGAAAAGCUAUCUGCGUACAUCAGUCACUGUCUGUCGCGGCGAACGCUCAAGUCCCUCCUUUCGCGAGGGCUCAGCAUAUCCAGCGUAUCCAACUUUCUCAACCGGAAUCGCGCUCAGUCGAGUACCGCCACACCGUCCAGUGCGGAUGUGGAAAAUGCAUUAACACCCUUAUUUGACUACUUCAACGACAACUUUGCUAUCAUGAACAAGACUCUUACAUCCGAAGCGAUGAAAAUGGUGAUGGCACGAUUGUGGAAAGAGGUGCUCGCUACUAUCGAGAGCCUACUUGUGCCCCCUCUGUCAGACAAGCCAUCUCACCAGAAGCCCCUGACAAUGCAAGAGGUCGACAUAGUCGCACGCUGGCUCGUGCUUUUAUUGAAUUUCUUCCACGCGGUAGAUGAGGAGACUGGAGAAGCCCACGGUGUGUCUAUCGAUAUUUUGAAGUCGCCCAAGUACCAUGAGAUCCAGACAUUGAACUUUUUCUAUUUCGAACCCACCGAGAGCUUGAUUCGCACCUCAGAGCGGAUGGCUUCUGCGACAAUCUCGCGCCAACAGGCCAACAAGAACCGCGUCUCAGCACCCCCUCAUCUGGGUGCCUCCGGGCCCGGUAGUGUUCUCGGGCUUCCGGCUGCUCGUCGUGCCAAGAGCAUCAUGCUCUCGCGCAACCUCGGCACGAUGAGGAAGAUGAAAGAGGAGAAAUGGCGCGAAGCCCAAGCAGAGCCAAACGAUGACAUGAUCCUGCGUAUCCUGCGUAUGCGCCCCGAAGCUGCAGGCUAUCUCCGCGAUCGCAGUCGUCAAAAGGAGCGACUGGCAGCGGCGGCAGCGGCAGAUGCCAUCGUUAAACAAAGCCUGAUGGCCGGGGCCGGGGGUAAGAUGACGGGGAUGUUGGGACGCCGAUGAGUGUUUCAAAGCGACCAAUGGAUGACCCGCGGGCAUCCCAUUCGAUUGUCCUUUUUUUCUUGUUGUUUAGGGGGUUGCGACCCCUGCCUUAUCUGCUCAUUCCCACAUUUCGCAUUUUGACAUGAUUCCCACCACCAGUUUGAGUUCAUUUGGUCCAUUUAAUUUUGAUUUUACUUGCAUCUGAGGAAACGGGGGCGCGGGCCUGAGGCUCUGGGGUGAGCUCCGGGUUACUAGCUAAGUCAAACAUAGGGUAAUGAUAGUUAAUCACAG
This is a messenger RNA of Aspergillus homomorphus CBS 101889, 4705 nucleotides long. Its product is annotated as C2 domain protein. NCBI's taxonomy places the organism in Eukaryota, Fungi, Ascomycota, Eurotiomycetes, Eurotiales, Aspergillaceae. The record is from RefSeq and is a predicted model, not a curated record. Bases 365 to 4435 code for a protein of 1356 amino acids. The transcript is spliced from 5 exons.